Messenger RNA from Punica granatum (pomegranate), 1635 nucleotides. Lineage: Eukaryota; Viridiplantae; Streptophyta; Magnoliopsida; Myrtales; Lythraceae. The record is from RefSeq and is a predicted model, not a curated record.
AUGGCUUCUCAUCUCCAAUCAAGACGGAGCUUCGAUGAACUCCGGUGGGUCAUUCAGAUCCGCCAGACCCUCAGUGAGGAGGUCGAGGAUGAGACCGACCUUCCUGUCUCGAUCUUCAAUGUCCCGCAGGCCCUCAAGUCAAGCAACCCCGAGCUCUACACCCCGCAGCAGGUGGCAAUUGGGCCGUACCACCACUGGCGCCCGGAGCUAUACGAGAUGGAAAGGUACAAACUUGCAGCAGCCAAGAGGGUCCAGAAGAACCAUCAGCUUGGAGAUUUCAAGUUCCAGAACCUUGUGGAGCAGCUCAUAAAGCUUGAGGGCCUGGUCCGAGCCUGCUACCACAGGUACCUCGACUUCAAUGGGGAAACUCUGGGAUGGAUGAUGGCUAUCGACGCUUCCUUCCUACUCGAAUACCUCCAAGUCUAUGCAAUGAAGGAACGCAAGGCAUUGGUGAGGGCGUCAUCGAGAAUGUCGCACUUGGUUGAUUAUUCCAGGAGGAAAUCUGCUCACAGUGCCAUCCUAAAGGACAUCGCCAUGCUGGAGAAUCAAAUUCCAAUGUUUAUCCUCCGGAAGGUGUUGGAUUUUCAGCUGUGCUCAGUGGAGGAAUCGGAGAACAUGUCAGUGUCGAUGCUGAUGGGGUUGUCCAAGGAGCUGAGUCCAUUCAAGAUGAUGGAGGAACUUCCUAAAGUUAAGGUCUCUGACAGUGCGCACUUGCUCGACUUUUUGUACCGCAUAAUUGUGCCCAGAGAAGACCUACAAUCUGAGAUCAUUGAGGAUGAUCAUGAAGAGGCCGAAUCCAGAAACCGCGGAGAUGAGAAAUCUUUCUUGUGCAAAAAGUUGGUAGACUAUGUGAAGCAACUUUUGGAAGAUACCAGAAACCUGCUCUCGAAGCUGAACCGAGGACCGAUUCGAGUAAUCCUGAAACUUCCAUGGACAAUCAUAUCCAACCUUCCAGGGAUUUCAAUCCUGAAACAGCCGAUCGACUACUUGUUCUUCAAUGAGAGCAAAAAAGAUGAGAAAACCGAAAGUGACAACCCGAAUAGGCCCCCAUCAGUGGAGGAAAUCACAAUCCCAUCCGUGUCAGAGCUCUCCCAAUCUGGAGUCCGUUUUGUUCCGACCAACAGCAACCUCUUGAGCAUCAGUUUCGACCCAAAGUCAGAUACAUUCUACCUUCCUGUUAUUACCUUGGACAUAAACUCAGAGGUGAUCAUGAGAAAUAUUGUGGCGUACGAAGCGGCAAAUGCAUCCGGGCCAUUGGUAUUCACCCGAUACACGGAGCUAAUGAAUGGGAUCAUAGACACAGAAGAGGAUGCCAAGUACCUCAGGGAGAAAGGGAUCAUCCUGAACCAUUUGAAAAGUGAUCAGGAGGUGGCCGAUCUGUGGAAUGGAAUGAGCAAGUCUAUACAGCUGACCAAAGUGCCCUUCCUCGACAGGACAAUCGAGGAAGUGAACAAGUAUUACCAUGGCCGAUGGAAGGUCAAGAUCGGGAAAGUCCUCAAAAACUACGUGUUCGGGUCGUGGCAGUUCCUUAUUUUCUUGGCUGCGAUCAUGAUCUUCGCCCUACUUACACUACUGGCAUUCUGCUCUCUCUACAGCUACGCUCGAAUAUUUCGCAUCAACAAUACCAUUUCGUGA